Messenger RNA from Amoebophrya sp. A120, 3831 nucleotides. NCBI's taxonomy places the organism in Eukaryota, Dinophyceae, Syndiniales, Amoebophryaceae. The record is from the annotation of a GenBank genome assembly.
CAGGAGCAUUACUAGCAUAGUCGUGACCACUAAGGUUCUGUAAGCGUCCAAGGAUAGACACACUAGUCGUAGUCCGCGAGGAGGACGUUACGUGUGUAAGGCCAUCAGAAACACAAAUAAAACUGACAGUCAUGCCAUCUUCUUCAUCAUCAUCACGUCCGUCUGGAUCCCAACUGGUACAGUGCAGCUUUAGUCGCAACUAGAAGUGCGGCGACCAUUGUUCCAGAGAGAUGAUUUUGUUUUUUAGACGAGCGGGCGGCUGCUCGCGCUUCUCCAUGUUGUACUAUGGCUUUCUACUACGUCUGUUUCAACGUACGAGUUUGGUACUUUUUCCACUGGAGAUGAAACAGAAGUGUUGGUAUCUCGCUGAAGCUGCUGUACGGCAGGAAAGAGCCGCGCAGAAGUCGAGCAGUUCUUUACCAGCCACGUUCUCCUCAUCGACGCGGGAAGGCGCAGGAGAGAUCGAACAGCCAUCAGACAGUGAUGAGGCUGAAACUUUUCCGGCGCAAGAAGAGCAAGGUGGUCCUGCAGUUGCAAUUCCGCUGCCGAUCUCCACUCCGCAAAGUUUUCUGCGGGUCGCGGUUGGCCCAGGCGGCUCAACGACUUGGGAGCCUCCUGCUGCUCCAGAAAAUGCGAAUCGGGAAGAGAAGGACCAAGACGUGGACCAAGACUUGGGCUACGAGUCGCUGCACUCCGUCGAUCAUGCCUCCGGCGACGAUCAUGGCGAGGCGACAACAAGCGUAGCAGGUUUGCAGCAGCAAGGCGGAGUAGGUCGGACAUCGGGAAGAGUUGUACAUCAAGCCGGGAGGAUGUUGCCGUCGGGAAGUACGGCUGCUCCUCAUGGAAGCGAAGAAGGAGAAGAACUACAGAUUGCAGGAGAUUCUUCGCUGAUGGAGUUGAGUGGUGUAGUUUUUGGCGAAAAACGGAAUUCAUCGGGUGCGGCGCUUUCGUCUUCCAUAUGCAAGAACGAGAUCUGCGACUACGUAAUCAGCGCCAAUUAUGGGCAUGUCAGGAUUGAAAUGCUCAAAGUUGAAAAAAAAUUUUAAGGUACCUUAAUAAUACACUACUUAUGGCGUGCAUGCAUGUGGCGUUUAUCAGAUGAUUAACUAGCUAGCUCAAAACUGCGCCCGCGGAUGCGUGACGCAUCCGCGGGCGCAGUUUUGAACUAGCUAGAUAAACACGCCAAAUAGAUACUUAUGUUAGUUUUGUAUUAAGAGUUCUAUAUAAAACGCCAUACCUAGAUUUUUUUUUCAACUUUGAGAAUUUCAAACCUGACGCUUCCAUACGAAUCCGAUGGCGGAGCGCCUACGGCAAGCCAACGCAGAGCUGCUCGCGCGACAAAAACCGAAAGGCUCAGCGAUCAGUCUGCAGGUUUUGCAGUGGCAGACUGACUGUCCUUGUCAAAUGAAGAGGAGGCCGCUGCCCUCCGGUUCCGGCGAUGAAGAGACGCGGAGCGGAGCUGUAGACACAGGACAUCAUCAUAACAGCCGCGAAAAUGAGACGCGUAACAGCACUGCGGUAGAACAAUCCGGAGGUCGUGAAUUAUAUUGCAGCGGCUGGAAAAUGACGUUAACCUCGCCAAGUGUUUUUCCAGCGGAUGGCGAUUUUCUUGCGCUUGCGGCAGCUCGCGAAGUAGGCGCGGAACCCCGAGAACUACUGCAACCAAAGUGCGUGCCCACUGAUUCCUACGACGCCGAACAGGAGGCCCUGCUGAACAGAACUGAAGCGGGGGAGAAGUUUGUCAUCGUAGUCGACGAGCGCCGGGCAGUGGAGCUGGCGCGCAAGUACGCGGAGGUGAUCAAACGCUCGCCACUUGGCGGAGACUCUCUCCCGCGUCAAAAUUUCAUUUCUAGGCUCGACCGAAGCGAUAACAAAUGGGUUUCCUGGGCCGCGCGUCGUCACGAUACUGGGCACGUAUAUGACCCGCCGUACGAGGACGAGAAGUACUACGCAAAUUCGAUCACAUCUUGGGACGCUUUGCACGCGCGCCGCUUUCAACCAAACGAUAAUAGCAGCACUGACUUCCACUUCGCCGCUCAAAAUACAACUAUCGGAAGCGAAGAGAGGUCCUGGGCCACCAUGUUCCGGUGGGCGGUGAACGCAACCGACUUGGCCCGGGUGGUGAACGAAAGCGCGGCAUUGCUGGAAAGGUGUACCAGAAUGAAUGACGAGUACUUGGACGAAAUGUUCCAUUCCGCAUCUCUGCCGGAGAUCGAUCGGGCCCUAGAGCUGGUGAGGCGCACAGACGACGACCUACUGUUUCCAACUCCCUGGUCGCUCGUCGGUGUCGCGAUUUAUCAUGUGGUGUCUGCGAUCCUGUUCACGAACGCCCAGCUCGCUGGGACAAUGUUUUUGCAGCGCAAGGUAUCAAAGAGAAAGCGAACAAAGAGUAGUGCUGCAGUCACACUUGGCAACACAAAUUUGCGCUGUGCCAAAGCAAACUUGCAAUUACCAACCAAUGCGGAGGUCAUAAGUGAAAUCGCCCCUGGCCAGCAUGGAAAGAGAUGCGCAUCAAGCACUUCGGGCAUGACAGAGGUUGUGUGUCUUGCUGCCUCACAGUGUGUAAGAACUGCAGUAACACUAGUUCAUUUUUAUUUGCAUAAAACGGCAUCGACUUCUUUGGUGGUGAGCGGGUGCAGAUGGCAGACGCCCAAAAACAAUGGUUCAACCUGACUACAGACGUGCGCCCGACCGUUGUCGCAGCGGCGCCCCUUUCUUUUCGAAUGAACGAGUGCACGGGCGAGGGAGAGAGUGGGCGCAUGUGGGACGCCGCGAAGGAGUACUCCCUCAAAAACGCGGGCCGGCUUCCACACGGGUGGAAGGGCUGGUUCGGUUGGAGCCAACGCGAGGCGAAUGCGACCGCCGUCGCGAACUUCGAGCACGCUCUCGGCCCGGGGCGUCUGCCGGUUUUGGUUGUGGCCGAUGUGGUCGACGUGACGAGCCGUUCGGAGACGCAGCGCAAUAGUUUCCGCGAGCGGUUUGAAUUGCUCGGCGCGGGCCUGAGGGGCUGGUGGCGCCGGCUUUUCCACACCCAGAUGCACAUGCUAAUGCGUUGUGAAAAGUGGAGCGACCGAUUGAACAUUCGCGGCAUACUGGCCGUCGACGAGGGGGACGUAGCGCAGGUGAGAGACGCCGUCCGGGCGGCGGUUCGCCUGGUCGCCAACAGCAGGAAGCUACCCAGCCGUGCAGGUAAUAAGAAGAACACCACUGCGGAUAAUUUUCGAAACUCGACACCGCAAGUUGAAACAGAAAUGUUCAGAGACCACCUAGAAGAGGUGCCAGAGGAACGACCCGAGCCGUUGAAGCUGGUCGUGAUGACGGUUGCCGAGGCCGACAAAGAGCUCUAUCAAAUGCAAAAAUGUCUGGGUCUGGAAGAGUCAUGCUGUUUCUGCAUGACACAGAAGGUCUGGCAUGGAAGCUCUAGCAUCACAGGUUUCGAGAAGCUUCCGCAAUGCCGAACCCGCAUGACAAGUCCCCCACUUUAAUGACAGAAAAUGGGCAGCUUUUGCUACCUAUGCAUGAGAGUUUUUUGUGUGUUCUGAAAUGUGCAUCACAGGUUACAUCCUUCCAGACCCAGACACUUUUACAUUUGAUAAGCUCAGCCUCUUUACAAAUCGCGGCGCAAAGGAGUGGAUUCCUGCCGAUUUGCUCGCAGACUGGUACACUCGACACGCCAUUGAUUUUUCCACCAACUAGCUCUAGUCGUAGUUGUCACCCUCACUCAUCAGCCGCAGCGGCCGCACAAGCAACACUGUUCCAUGAUCCGUCGUCUUCUCUUGUUGAGAAAAUGGGCAGCAGUUCUUGUGCAGCUGGAAAAAUCCGCAAGAACGG